Messenger RNA from Penicillium manginii, 903 nucleotides. RefSeq lists its product as uncharacterized. The transcript has a single exon. Lineage: Eukaryota; Fungi; Ascomycota; Eurotiomycetes; Eurotiales; Aspergillaceae. Bases 1 to 903 code for a protein of 300 amino acids. The record is from RefSeq and is a predicted model, not a curated record.
AUGGGCUUGACAACCGAAGAUAUGAAGAAUACGGCGGGAGUUCUCGUUGUCGUAGGAAGUGGGGGAGUAGGACUCGCCAUUGCUCGCCGCAUGGGAAGUGGGCACCAUAUUGUACUCGCAGACUUUUCAGAAAAGCAGCUGGAGUUGUCGGCGCAGGCGCUUCGGGAAGAGGGACAAGUCGUGGACACAGUUCGAACAGAUGUCGCUAGCAUGGAAUCUGUCCAGAAUCUUGUGCAGCAUGUGACAAAAUUUGGUCCGAUCCGUGCCAUCGCUCAUACUGCGGGCUUGUCGCCGGUACAAGCCUCAGCAGAUCAAAUCUACCAAGUUGACCUGCUUGGGGCAGCACAGGUUAUAGAGGAGGAAUUUUAUCCCCAUGUGACACAUGGUACAGCGAUGGUCGUUAUUGCUAGUAUUGCUGGACACGGAAAGCAUAGUGCGAUCUCACCAGAGCUCGAGAAACAUCUGGCUAUCGCACCAUCAAGUGAACUUCUCCUGCGCCCAGAAUUCGAUACUAGCACACACAACUCAGAUGACCCCAUAAAGGAUUAUUUGGGCCGAAUGAAAGCAUAUUCAGUCUCGAAGAGAGCUAACAUUGUGCGUGUUCAAGCUGCCGCAAGCGCAUGGGGUAUCAAAGGAGCACGGAUCAACUCGGUGAGCCCAGGGGCAAUAGCGACCGCAAUAGGUCGGCAGGAGAUAGACGGUCCCAUUGGGGGAUCAGCUAUUAAAGAAGCCAUUGCCAGAAUCCCUGCAAAGAGAAUUGGAAGCCCAAUCGAGAUUGCCAAUGUAGUCGCGUUUCUGUCGUCUCCCGAAUCAAGCUUCAUUACCGGCAACGAUAUCAUAGUCGAUGGCGGAUGGGUCUCAUCAGAUAAAUGGGCAGACGCGACUUCAAUUGCCGAGAGAUAG